Salvelinus sp. IW2-2015 is the source of this 1660-nucleotide messenger RNA. RefSeq names its product chromodomain-helicase-DNA-binding protein 1-like. The record is from RefSeq and is a predicted model, not a curated record. NCBI's taxonomy places the organism in Eukaryota, Metazoa, Chordata, Actinopteri, Salmoniformes, Salmonidae.
AUGACUUUUUGCCAUUCUCUGUUCUGUAUCCUCAACUACUACAGAAACUUUAAAAGGGAUCUGGACAGAUCAGGUUCCCGAUUGUCCUCCAGGUCUGGAUCAGGCUCCGGAAGGGGUUCCGGCUUUGACUCGUCAGCACAGGAGCACAGCCAAGAGUCAGACAAUUAUGACCCCAGUCACAAAGUCACAAGUAGAAAGCCUCCAACCAAGGCCAACACCAGAAACGGGAAGAAAAGCAACGUGCAGAGGAAAAAGCCCUCGGCGGGCUCGUCCUUGGACGAUGGCAUGAAAUCGACAUCGAUCCAGGGGUCCAGGCGCCAGGCCACGCAGAAUGUCAGUUACAAGGAGGACGACGAGGCGAAGACAGACUACGACGACCUGGUGGAGGUGUGCGGGGAGGACGUACCCCUGCCGGAUAUGGACGAGUUUGAGACCCUGGAGCAAGUGAUGGAGACGCGGAUAGGGAGGAGAGGAGACGGAGGAGACACUCAAGCUGCAGAACGUCACGGGUAUGAAGAAACUGGACAACUUCAAGAAGGAAUCGGACAAGCGGAAAUGGAUGAAAUGUUCUUCACCAGAGGAUGUGGAAUACUUAAACUGUCAACAGGAGCUCAUGGACAAUUUACACAAUAUCAGCUGGUGGAGAGGAUAAUUGGGCAUUCGAAUCAGAAGUCGACGGCAGGUUUCUCCGACUACCUUUGCAAAUGUCAGGGCCUACCGUACUCUGAGUSCAGCUGGGAGGACGGAGCCCUCAUCUCCAGAAAGUACCAGAAAAGCAUAGAUGGCUACAUGCGCAGAAACCAGUCCAAGUCCAUUCCCUCCAGAGACUGCAAGUGCUUCCACGAGCACAGCGGCAGCAAGGACAGUGACAACGGGGACAGGCAUACAUCCGCAGACCCCUGCCGCAGGAAGGGCGGGAGCGAGGAGGACUCCAGGAAGAGACCCUACUCGUCCUUCAGCAACGGCAAAGACCACCGAGACCACUACCGGUCAGACCGGCAGGACAGCAGACACUACAAUGACACUGAGCACAGGAAGGUGGAUGAGCACAGGUCAGGCCGAGACAGACGGAUGGACAGCAAGGAGCACCACCACUCUUAUUCCAAACACCGCUCGUGCUCAGAACACAAUUCGUCGUCACGAGGCGACUCCUACCACUCAGACUGGCAGAUAGACCACCGGGCAUCGGCCGACGGGGCCCGUUCACCUCGCGACCAGCGCUCACCCUACGACGGACGCUCGCCACUGGGCCACCGUUCGUCCUUCGAGUACAAGAGCACGCCGGAGCAGAUGUGGAGCAGCCGAAAGACAUAGCGUCGAUAUUAUCAGCCAUAGACACACGUUGAACACAGGAAAUGCCUUAUGGGGACUGUGGAGGAAAACAAAGCUGUACUAUUCACUGUGUAUCUGUGGACUCAGCUUUCCUGUGGUGCCCACACUCCAAUAGUGCACCACAUCCAGGAACGACAGGGAUGGGAUUAGGAUGUCAGAGAAAUGUUAUAUUUUGGUAUUUAAGAGUUGAAAGCUGCACUGUGCUAUAGGUGUCACAGUAUAGUUUAUUCUCUUAUUUUUUCUGAAAUGGAUGGCUUUGUUUCUUUUUACUCAAAUGGACACAGAUACCCUCGAGUGCUGCCCCCACAUCUCACCAAACCACAACACA